AUGUCUACCGACGCCUCUCAGCCGGCACCGACAGCUGAACCCACAAACGAGGCCCCUCUGGAUGCUGCUGCGUCCACCGCGGCCCCCGCGGCGUCUGUGACCCGCACAGGCUCGAUGUCCAAGAUGCGCUCGCACAGGGGAAACAUCCCCACUCUCCCUCAGACCAAGCUGUGUCCCCUGUGCCCUGCCAAGUUUACUCGUACCACCCAUCUCAAUCGUCACAUGAAGACGCAUUCGAAUGAGCGUAUGUAUGAGUGCGAACGCUGCCACGCCCAGUUCACGCGGAGCGACCUCUUGACGAGGCACAAACGGACGUGUUGCGAGUCAUCUGUCAAUCGGUCCCGCAGGAAGUCAUGCAAGAGCUGCGCGGAGUCCAAAGUGCGCUGCGAUCUCGAGCAGCCGUGCGCCAAGUGCAAGGCCCGCGGCCGCGAGUGCGUAUACACCUCGGCAGACCGCCGAGGGAACAAGGCCCCGGCAGACGCCGAAGGCGCCUCUUCCGGAAGCUCCUCCUCGCAGGACUCGCCAGAAGCUUCUGGUUCGGGCCAGGGCGCGGCCAGCACCAAAACCUCGCCGAUCGCAGACUUCGCGAUGCCUGCCACACUGCUCGACAAUUUCGCGGCGUCGAUGACCGGCUUUGGCACUCUUGACGGCCUCUCGCUGCCGGCGUCCGCUUCCCAAACAGCCGCGUCUUCAUCCGGCGCUCUCGCGCUCGCGGGUUCGAGCAACACUGCGCUGGCCACGACUGACGGAACCAGCGAGGACGAGCGCGCCUACAGCGACGUUUUCUCCUCCACCCAGAUGUACGACGGUCUUUUCACCGACCUGUUCACGUCCAGCUUCGAGAAGCAUCCCUCCAUCCCCGGACAGCACUUCAUGCAGGAUCCUACGAUGUUGCUCACCGACCGCAUGGAGUCUACCAUGCUCGAUCCCGAGAUGUUCGAUAUUAUCACCCAAACUACCAGUGGUCCGACACAGCUCGGUAUAUACUCGCUGCCUGCAACAAUGGGGGCCACCCCAGAUCCGAUGGAACACAUUCCCGAAACUGAAAUCAUGGAGUCGACUUCUACUGGUGACCACGGUCUUACUAUGGGUGGCAUGCCCUCGAUCUCGGAGUAUUAUAGUUACAUAACGUCGUUCCUCACCAUAUUCCUGCAACACCUGCCGAUCCUUCACCAAUCGACUUUCCUCAAGGAACCUCGACAUCUCCUUCUUGUUAAGGCUUCGAAAGCUUGCGGAGCCCUAUACGCAAAGACGCCCGGGUCGAAGAAGUUUAUUCAACAAAUCCUAGCUUCGACUCGGGACGAAAUCAUCGCGGAACUGUCGCAUGCGACAGAAUUUGAUGUCAUGACACAGCUCACGCUGGCGUCGUGCUUAAUACAGACGAUUGGUAUGUACCACAAGGACCCGGAGCAGCGUGCCAAGUCGAACGUUUAUCAUGGCAUGAUUGUUAUGAUGUUACGAAUGAAUGGUUUCAUCGAGCAAACUCGGGAGUGGAAGCACGAUCCUAUCGAUUUUACGGAUCCUCGAUCCGUCGAAACAGCAUGGCGCAAAUGGGUGAAGUACGAGACUGCCAAGCGCGCCAUAUGGAUUUCAUACUGUCAUGACUGCAGUCAUGUGAUCUACUUUAAUCUCCAGCCGACUUUCCACAACGAGCACUUUACGUUGGGUCUACCUGCCGAAGAUGCCUUGUGGGCAGCAUCCAGCGCAGAAGAGUGGGGCGUGGUCCUCCAGCAGCCAUCCAAAUACGGCACUGUUGAGAGCAGGCUCCAUGGGCAGUACAUCAAGACGAUGUACAACUUCCUCGUCCAGGACAACCCCAGCAACGAGCCCCGCGAUUUCAAUGUCUCGCCGUUCGCGCAUUACCUCAUGAUCCACGCUGUCCUUCGCAAACUCUUCGAGCUCUACCUCCGCGACCGCCUCCCCUUCCAGCAAGCUGCGACCGGCAGCGACGUUCAGCGCCCGAAGCUGAACCCCCACUACGUCGACAAGGUCCGCGUUUUCCAUGUGCAAAUCCUGUUGCACUGCUGGCUGCAGUCGUGGCUCUCGUCGCCCGAGUCGCCGCGCGACAUCCCCGAGUCGCAGCAGCGGUAUUCGUUCAACGCGCUCCCGCUCUACUGGCUCGCUCAAGUCGGCCUCGUCGCGUACCAGGAGGGCCUCCCGCCGUUCGACGCCGACGGGGUGUACAUCACGAGCCACGAGGCGAAGUUCCAUCUGAUGAAGAAGUGGGAGAGCCACAUCCGCAAGUUCUUGGAGGACGGGUCGCAGACGACGACGAAGUUCUGGGACGAGGUCAUGAAGAUUAGAACGGACACGUGGACGGCGGAGAGCGGGUUCGAGUAUCCGCACCUCCUCGGCUUCUUCUACAACUGA
Molecule: messenger RNA, 2370 nt
Organism: Epithele typhae
Lineage: Eukaryota; Fungi; Basidiomycota; Agaricomycetes; Polyporales; Epitheliaceae
Exons: 8
Coding region: 1-2370 (789 amino acids)
Biological process (GO): regulation of DNA-templated transcription; DNA-templated transcription
Molecular function (GO): zinc ion binding; DNA-binding transcription factor activity, RNA polymerase II-specific; DNA binding
Source: RefSeq, a predicted model, not a curated record